Corvus hawaiiensis (hawaiian crow) is the source of this 4458-nucleotide messenger RNA. RefSeq names its product interleukin 15 receptor subunit alpha (gene IL15RA). Gene Ontology annotation, biological process: interleukin-15-mediated signaling pathway. The record is from RefSeq and is a predicted model, not a curated record. The transcript is spliced from 6 exons. Lineage: Eukaryota; Metazoa; Chordata; Aves; Passeriformes; Corvidae. Bases 1638 to 2576 code for a protein of 312 amino acids. Gene Ontology annotation, cellular component: plasma membrane. Gene Ontology annotation, molecular function: interleukin-15 receptor activity.
UUCCGACCAUCUCCUGCUGCGCUCCCUUCAGAGAAGCACCUGGAGUUGGCACCGGGAGGGAUUUUCAUUCACUAAAGGCACAUUUCCAGUCUGGUGAGUUGUGAGGGUGUGACGAAACAUCCCCAGGUGUUUCCUCAAAUCCUGGUUCCAAGAGUUGCUGCUUCCUGGAACUUUGCCCACGGCUUGAGAGGAGGCAAAGAGCUGCUGUGCUCAACACACGCGUGGUCCCCGUGUUCACUCUGGCCACGCUGACUGCAGCCCUCAGGGUGUCCCGGUGCCAGGAUCACCCUUGGAUCCAGCCAGAUCCAGCCGAGCACUGAAAUGCAGCAAAUUCCCCCCAGGAUGUUCUGGGGAUGCACCUCAAAUUGGGGCAGGAGUUUUUGAGGAUGCAGACUUUUAUCUCUGGGUGUUUUGGGUGCUGCGGGAGUGCGUUGUGUUCCUGUCCCCACUGCUGCUGUGCCACUGACCCCUUCCCCUCCUGCUCCCAUUCCCACUGUGCUCCCAACCCCACCGUGUUCCCAUUCCCGUUGUUUCUAUCCCAUUGUGCUCCCAUUCCCACUGUGCUCCCAACCCCAUCAUGCUCCCAUCCCCAUCGUGUUCCCAUUCCCACCAUUUCCAUCCCCAUCCUGCUCCCAUCUCCACUGCCACCACACUCCUGUCCCUGGUGGCUGCUGUCCCUGUCACCGACACAUUCCCAUCCUUGUGUGCUCCUGUCCUCACUGCCAUGGCAUUCCCAUUCCCAUUCCCAUUCCCAUUCCCAUUCCCAUUCCCACUGUUCUUCCAUCUCCAUCCCAUAACGAUCUCAGCCCAACCGUGCAUCCCUCCUGACUGGACACUGCUCCAUCCCAGCUGGACAUUGCUCCAUCCAUCCAUCCAUCCAUCCAUCCAUCCAUCCAUCCAUCCCAGCCAUGCAUUCCAUCCUAUCCAUACUUCCCAUCCCAGAUAUCCAUCGCUCCAUCCUGGCUGUAUUUUGUGUUAUUCCCAUUGUACAUCUCUCCAUCUCUCCAUGUUGGCUCCCAUUGGGAUACGGGAGCUUCCAGCAGCCAGGAUCAUGGAUGAGCCAUUCCCUCACCACCACAGGGAUCCAGGUGCUGGCAGUUUUGGAGCAUCUGGAAAAUUCUUCCCCAUUGCACCAAAAACGAAAGGAAAUUUCACCAGCCUGGUGUGGAACCUCAUCCCGAUGCCGAAGGGGAAGCAGGAACUCCUUUGGGAAAAAACAAAGCUGUAAUUCAUAAUCCAUCACUGUCCCACUGCCUGGGAUACUUGGAUUUCAGCUGUCACUUUCCAGAGCAGAAAAAACCCUGGGAAGUGGCUGGAGGACUCAGGCAGCAUCUGGAAUUUUUCAUGUCCAGCUGCGAAAUGAGUGGAGACAGACGGGGGCAGCGAGUGCAGAAUGCAGCAGCUGGAGAUGGGAUGCAGCCAGGGUCACUGGCCUGGGACGGUCACUGCAAGGGGAUGGAAUUCCAUAAACAUUCCGUGGUGGUGGGAGGAGCUGCUACAGUGACCACAAACACAUAGGAAGUGGAGUUUUCCCUUUCUCCCGCCACCAGAGGAGCUGCCACAAGCGAUCCCAAACAUAUUUUCCCUUUCUCUAUCCCCUGUGUCAGGCACAGGGCCCCUUUAUUUUUGCAGGCUGGAUGAGGCUCUCCCAGCCCCAGGGCAGCACCAAAUCCCUGUAUCCACCCCUAGGCAGGAUUUCACAGGAUCAUGGAAUGAUUUGGGUUGGAAAGGAAUUUAAGGAUCGCCUCAUUCCAUGUCCUGCCAUGGGCAGGGACACCUUCCACUAUCCCAGGUUGCUCCAAGCCUCAUCCAACCUGGCCUUGGCCACUUCCAGGGAUGAGGAGUGGGGAAUUCCCCAGCACAACCAGAGGUUGCCUGAUCUCCUUGCUGUGAUUCCAUCUUUUUUCCAUCCCAUUCCCAUUCCAGUGCGAUGCAGCCGCCCCAAGGCCGUGGCCAACGCUCACAUCGACGCUGGGAACCGCACGGAGCUGAAUUCCCUCCUGCGCUACUCCUGCAACCCGGGAUACAAACGGAAAGCCGGGACCUCCAGCCUCAUCCAGUGCAUCCUCUGGAACGGCUCCGAGCCCCGCUGGACCGACCCCACGCUCCAGUGCAUCCGAGAUCCGGCUCUUUCCCAGGAAACCCCCAGCCCGGAGCUGCCGCCGGCGCCGCACAUGGAGAGCACGACCCAGAGGGCAGGAACCACCUGUGCCAGCCCAAAUUCCAGCCCCUCUCCAGCUUCCAGUCAGUCACCUGUGCCACCAGCAUCUGAUGGGAUGUCCCCAGACAGAUCCAGGCCACCGGAGACGCUUCCAACACUGGACACAUCCACACUGGGAGAGGGCACAACCCCGCUGCUCGUCCUGCCCACGGAUUAUGCCGCAGUUGCCAUCCAGUCCGUGGCCUCUUCCGUCGGACUCCUGGUGCUGCUGGCAUCCGGAAUCGUGGCCAUCUGCUGCUGGAGGAGGAAGUACACCAGGCAGGGCUACACAGUGACGGAGACGAACAUUCCCAUGGUGGCUCAUCCCUCUGGGAAUGAGGAGGUGGCACCUCCUGUGAUUGUCCCCACGGGCUGAGCACCCCCGGCGGGGACGCUCGGUGCACCCACCGUCCCGAGGGAUGCCGGAGGAUGGAAUGCCGGCUGCUUCCCUGAGGGGUGGCGGAGCACAUCCCGGUCUCCGCGUGGAGCAGCCAGGGAUGCGCGGCUGCUCUUCCCAGCCUGAACAUGGAUGACUCCCAGGGAUGAUCCAGCUCCAGCACCCAAAGGUGGGUGGGUGUCCUGCACCGGGAGCUGGGAUUUCAGGGAAUCGGCCCUGGGGAUGCUGGUGGUAGGCAGGGAGAGGGUUGGGAUGCUGGGAUGGGGUUUGGGAUGAAGCUGAGCUGCCCUGCCCCAGGUAAUUCCCAUUCCCUGUCCGGGAGCAUGGAUAGAGUUGGAUUACCUGGACACCAGCUCCAUCCCUUUCCUGGCUUUGUCCGUAAAUCCCCGAAAAUAGAUGGAGAGGGACCCAGCCCCAGCCAAGCAUCCCCUCCACAUCCUCAUCCCUUUCCUGGCUUUGUCCAUAAAUUGUCCCAAAUCCCAGGAAUUAGGUGAAAGGGACCCAGCCAAGCAUCCCCCACAUCCUCAUCCCCUUCCUGUUCUCUUCCAGCCACUGAGCUGCAGCCAAAGGUGCUGGGACCAUCCCACCCUCACAGAGCUCAGGGAUCCUUUGGAAGCACUGCCAGUGCCAAUCCCAGCUCUGGAUCCCGAUCCCGGCUCUGGAUCCCGAUCCCCACUGGCUCACAGGGAACCCAAGCUGGAGCAGUCUCACUACAGACACCAUGGAGGACCAAAGGCAGUAACACAACUUAGGGAAUGUUUUCCUUUGUGUGUUUUUCCUUUAUCCAUCAGAAGUUUUUAUCCACUUGUUUCCUUACCCAGUUUUUAUCCAAUUGUUUCCUUACACUCUGGAAAAGGCAGCUCUCUAUUUUUAUGUACAAAUAAAUAUAUUUUAUAUAGAAAAUAGCACUCGGAGCAGUGGAUUCCUUAACUGGACGUCUCAGCCAGGAUGGUGGGAAGGACUGGAUUGGGAUGAAUCCAUCCCCAAGGCACCAAGGGUUCAUCAGACACCACGGGAAUGAAAGGUUCAUUCCCAUCCUCCGGAGGUGAUGGUACAGUGGCAGCUGCUUGGGAAGCAGGAGGGAUCCAACAGCUGAAAUUCCACGGCUUUUCCUGGCUGCUCUUGUCCUGUUUGUGCCUCGGAUCUGGGGAUGGGUGACAGGCACUGCACUGGGUGCAUCCCAGUUCCCAGGGAACCCGGGAUGGUCGGGAAACAGGGGAGGCUGGAAGGGAGCACUGGAGGUGCCUGAUCCAACACCCACUCCAGGCUUUGUGGUUCCAUCCAGAUCCAAGUGUUUGGGGCAAUUCCUGCCCAUGUAGGAAUUUGUUCUUGGAGUCGGCUUUGAAAGUGAAAGGAGAGGGAGGGAAGCAGUUCCAUGAACAACCAUGGAAAAAACCAGGAUGCACGAGAGCUUCUGCAGCAGCUCCGGGCAGAUUCCUGAAACCACUCUCAGUUUUGAGUUCCCAUGGCACAGGCUCUGGAAUUGUGGCACGGAGAGCAGGAUCCACCCGGAUUUACAAGAGUGCUCCUGGGAGGGCUGGGAAAUAUUUAAGGAUAUUUAAGGGAAGGGAAGAGACAAAAAGGAAGUGUUAAGGCUUUUUUUUGGCUAUAAAUUUAAUUUUAGGGUUAGAAAUCUCUCUUCAGUUUGUCCCUGAGUUUGGCUGAAACCAAACCAAAGGAAUUUUUCUGCUGCUGUCCCAUUUCUUCCCUCCUGGCUGGCUGCAGGGAGAAGGGAAAGAGUCCAGGGAAAUCUCCUGGCUGCAAGGACGGAAAAGGAAUUCACCAGGAGAGCUUACGGAUUUCCUCCCAUGGCUGGGCAGGAAAAGUUCAUUUCCAAAAAAUAAACUUUCUUUGGAUACUU